AUGGGUGACAAAGAAAUCACGAAAAUAUGUAGUGUAGAAACUUUGGUGCCGUAUCAUGUGAACCUUCUCAAAUGCCAUUUAGAUAAUAACUGCAAACUCGAUGAAAUCACCCGGAGGUUUUGCUCAAAGUGUCGAUUAGACAAAUGCCUGGCCGUCGGAAUGAGACGGGACUUGAUAUUGAAUGAAGAGGAACGGGAGAUGAAAAGACUUAAGAUAUUAGAAAACAAAAAGAAAAAGGAUAACACUUUUAAUAGUAAUGAUGAAAGUCCUCAAUCAUUGAUACACUCAUCGCAGGAAACAUCGCACGGAAACCACAUCUCAAACACCAAUAAUAACACAAAUAAUGAUAUUUUAUGCGAAAUACUCGAUGACAACAAUUUCAGUGCCGAUGCUCUCAACCAACAGAUUAUGGACAUAGAGAGAACUGUUUCCAAAGAUUUCAUUGAUAAUAUUGUAGACAAUAGUUUUGAUAACACGAUAAAUGAUCAGCAAAUUGGUGUAUAUAAUAAUAAUUGUAAUGAAAUUAAUUCACAAUCCGGUUAUGUGUCAAACGAGACGAUCGAAAAGACCGUAGAGUUUAGUGUUUCGGUGAUACCUAUCGCGAGGCCUCUAAAUGAAUGCAACACUCGUUUCAAUGAAAUGGAAAUUUAUUUACUGAAAGAGAUGAAGACAUGCACUCAGCUUCUGGGGGCUCCGAUGAGCACUAACACUAAAUUCUUGGACACUAUGUAUGAUAUUCAUCAGUCAUUUACCACCAAAUAUGACACAUCCAUAAGAGAUCAAACAAAAGCUGUCAAAUGGUUGUCCGCAUUCAGAAAUAUUUGUUGUGAGGACCAGAUCUCACUACUGAAGUACGGGUGCUUUGAUAUCAUAUUCUUGAGGUCUAUCCUAUAUUUUGAUUACACAGAUAAUACUCUCAAAGUUCCCAUGCCGUACACUAAAUUUGUGCGAAAAAUGGCUACCAUUUGGGACACCGACAUCACUAUACUUGAUUUGAGAGGCUCAGAGGAAGAUUAUAAAGGAAGAAACGCCAAAGACUUUGAUUCCGCCACUUCUGGAGGAGUGAAUUUCAUCGUCAAGAAUAUAUAA
Oppiella nova is the source of this 1089-nucleotide messenger RNA. The record is from the annotation of a GenBank genome assembly. NCBI's taxonomy places the organism in Eukaryota, Metazoa, Arthropoda, Arachnida, Sarcoptiformes, Oppiidae.